CAGCUGUUUCAGCUGGUGUCUCGUGUGUUGCCAAGGCUGGUCUUUACCAUUUUAAGUGCACAUUUCAGCGGCAUUAAGUACAUUCUCAUUGUGCAGCCAUUAUCGUCUGUCCAAGAACUUUUUCAUUUUCCCAAACCCCUUUCUGCUUCCCUCCAGCUCCUGGCACCCACGCUUCUCCUUCUUCCUGUCUCUACGCAGGGACCCUGGUGGCUGCCCAGGGCCAGCUGUUCAGGUGCUGCUGGAUGCCAGCCUGGGUGGCCCCACUAGGCCUUUCCAACGUAGCCCAAGUCACUUCCGUGGGGACGGGCUCCUAGAGCCCAGCAGUUCAACAUGGAGACCUGUUUCCUCUGGGUUUUCUGACAUGGCUUUGUCAUUUUUCACAAACUUAUUUUCAGAACUUUUGAGGAACUGCCAGGCCUUGGAGCAUUGUGUCACCCCAGGGUUGAGGGCCAGGGCCACAGUGCUGGCCCACAUCUGGUGUCCAGCUGGGAAUCAGGUGGAAGAAGGUAGCUCCAUGGAGGGAGGGCCUAGCCAGCCUGAGCCUGGCCAAAGGUCAGGACGCUGCUGUCCUGGGCAGGGGGCUGCAGGCUGCUGACACUGGGGGAUGAUGGAGGACUCUUAGGUGUCCUGGCCCUCGAGGCUGAGCCUGGAAGUUUCGCCUGGCUGCCCUCCUGGACCUCCUCCAGGGGGUCCGAUGUCCUACACUCCUGCAUACGGCCCCUCAGGAGUGUGGGCUUAAAGCCUAGGUCCAGCUGCCCACCCUUGUAACACUAGGGACCCAGUGGGUUCCAGGCAUUCUGCCAGGCCUAAGGGCAGCAGGACGUGGUCGGAGGGCAGAGACCCUCAUGAGAGGAGGCCGCAGGGGGCAGCAGCUGAACCCCUUCGACCUAAGGGAGCUCGAAGUGGGAGGCUUGGGUAGGGACACUGAGGAGCCCCCGGCCACAAUGCGCGGGCGCCAGAGGCUCGGACCUGGUGAGGCGCUCGUGAGCUGGGUGGGUGUUGCCCCCCACGCCCCAACUCAGCCUGCGCGUCCCCAGGUUCUCGGGGCUCUCCGCCCUUCUGCGAGCUGCAAGCGGACCCCAGCCCGCCAACCCCUAGGCCCGGUCCCGGGUCCCCAAGCCUGUGACCCCAAACCCCGACCUCCCCGUAAAGCCACUCCCGGCCCCUAGGCCCCACCCUCACCCGUACAGCCCCUCCCGGCGCUAGGCCCCGCCCUCCCCGUCGGCCGGGCCAUGGUGUCGCUGAAGGGAGUCCCCGCGCUGCUGUCCCCCGAGCUGCUCUACGCGCUGGCGCGGAUGGGGCACGGGGACGAGAUCGGUGAGAGCAGCGGGCCGGGGCCUCGGAGACCACCCCGGGGCAGGCAGGCAGUUCUCGCGGACUUGAACUUCCCGGCUUCCUCCAUCUGCCAGUCUGGGCCCAUGGAGAUCCGGGCAGACGGCCUGGGCAUCCCGCAGCUUCUGGAGGCCGUGCUGAAGCUGCUGCCCCUGGACACCUAUGCGGAGAGUCCGGCUGCAGUCAUGGAGCUGGUGCCCAGCGACAAGGAGAGGGGCCUGCAAACCCCGGUGUGGACACAAUACGAGUCCAUCCUAUUCAAGGCCGGCUGCUCGAAAGCCCUGGCAAAGAUGGAGAGGUUUGAGUUUUAUGAGAGGGCUAAAAAGGCUUUUGCUGUUGUGGCAACUGGGGAGACGGCCCUCUAUGGAAACCUCAUUCUCAAGAAGGGGGUGCUUGCCCUCAGCUCCCUGCUCGAGGCCUGGUGAAGACCACUGGGCCAGAAGAGGAACCAGGGGCACCUGAGCUCCAGGACCGCCACUUACAGCAGGCCUGCCAGCGGCAGCUCCUAGACCUGGGCCCGGGCUAGGGCUUUAGGGGCCGGCAGUCUUGGGGCGUGCCCUGCCAACUGGGAUGAGAGUCCCCCAAUUUGUAAAAAUGAUGGAAAAAUGUAGUCGCAGUCGACAUUCAGAUUAAAGGUUUCAAUUCU
This is a messenger RNA of Callithrix jacchus (white-tufted-ear marmoset), 1978 nucleotides long. RefSeq names its product fucose mutarotase (gene FUOM). Gene Ontology annotation, biological process: fucose metabolic process. Gene Ontology annotation, molecular function: fucose binding; racemase and epimerase activity, acting on carbohydrates and derivatives. NCBI's taxonomy places the organism in Eukaryota, Metazoa, Chordata, Mammalia, Primates, Cebidae. The record is from RefSeq and is a predicted model, not a curated record.